AGUAGUUAAGGCUUGAAAUUCUCUUUAAUUAAUUAGAAAAACAGAUGGAAUCUCAAGCCCUCGCCUCAAGCAUUCCUAUCCUCUCCUGCUUCAGCAAAUCUGCUUUACCUCAUGCAAGCAGACCUCGCAGCUGUCGCUUCAAUAUGCUUCCUGGAGCUUCUAUCGCGUGGAGAAAAUUGGGGAUGCGGAACGCUACCAGAGCUGCUUCUUCAACAGUGGACACAUUGGUGCGAACUUACAAUCAAGUAGCACCAACAAAUCCAAUAUCAAAAAUUGGUUCGCCUCUUCUUUGGAUAGCAGUUGGAGUUGGUUUAUCAGCAUGGUUCUCUGUGAUGGCAACAAAAUUUAAGAGAUAUGCAAUUAACAAAGCAUUCAAAGCAGUGAUGGGUGAAGAAGCAGAAGCAAAUGGUCAGUUCAAUACUUCAGCAUUUGCAUCAGGGUCCCCAUUCCCAUCUCUUCCUUCCCAGCCAGCUGAAGCUUCAGGUGAAAUUCAUAUUGAUGAACUGAGUGUCAAUAUUCCACCAGCUGAUACUGUAAUAAAUGAAAAUAAAUAAAUAAAUAAAUAAAUAAAUAAAUAUUGUUGUACCAAAAUGAAAAAAGAGAGAAAUUAAAUUAAGGGUGCAGAGAGUUGAUUUUUCUGACUUAAAAAUAAGAUUAUGG
Molecule: messenger RNA, 660 nt
Organism: Phalaenopsis equestris
Lineage: Eukaryota; Viridiplantae; Streptophyta; Magnoliopsida; Asparagales; Orchidaceae
Product: protein TIC 40, chloroplastic-like
Exons: 5
Coding region: 45-554 (169 amino acids)
Biological process (GO): protein import into chloroplast stroma; chloroplast organization
Cellular component (GO): chloroplast thylakoid membrane; chloroplast inner membrane
Source: RefSeq, a predicted model, not a curated record